This is a messenger RNA of Monodelphis domestica (gray short-tailed opossum), 4819 nucleotides long. Lineage: Eukaryota; Metazoa; Chordata; Mammalia; Didelphimorphia; Didelphidae. The record is from RefSeq and is a predicted model, not a curated record.
UAUGAUACCCAUAGAGGUCCUUGUGCAAAAUGUCCCAAUACACUGGUAGCUAGGGGCUAAUAUUGGCCCCAAAUUAGGGAACUACUAAUGUAAUCACAGAUGAGUAAGUGAGAAGCAGUUAGCUAAACAAAGGUCCCUGAUGACAAGGGUGGAGGGAGAGGUGGCACCGGGUUUGGUUGAGAAUGAAUCAGACCAUCCCACAGAAAGGGUGUUGCCAUCCUAAGAUGGACAAUUAAACACAGUAUAAAAAGCCCAGCAUCUCAGACACUUGGUACCCUGCAGGUCGCUUGAAUUUUCUUCCUGCUUGUUCCUUUGGUGAAUUAGGUUCACUGAAUUGUGCACCAAGAUGUCUCAACUCUUGACAAGCAUUACCACCAUCUUGGAUGUUUUCUAUCAAUAUUGUGGUGAAGACGAGGAGUGUGACACGAUGAGCCAAAGUGAACUGAAGAAAUUUCUGGAAAAUGAACUGCGCUUUAUUCUGAAGAAUCCAGAAGAUCCUGAUACUGUGGAUGUUAUCAUGCUUAAUAUGGAUCAAGAUCGGGAUAAGAGAGUGGACUUUCCUGAAUUCCUAUUGCUGAUAUUCAAGAUAACAAUGUCCUUCAACAAAGCCUUGAAGAGGAAAUACAUGCAAAGUAAAAAUAAUGGGGAGGAUGAGAAUGAAUCAGAAGAAGAGCAAGAAGAAGAAGAAGAAGGUAAAGGAUGGGACACAGAUUCCAGUAAUUCAACUUGGAAUAGUGAAAAAGAAUAUGGGACCUUCAGAACUGGUCAAUCGAAGAAAAAGCAGAAAGUCAGGCAUAGGGAGAGUGUGCAUAGAAGAGAAGAUUCUCAGGGCUUAGGAAAGAGAAAGAGCUCAGAGAAGAAACAUCACAGGACUGAGUCAAGCAAUACAGGAAGGAAUGAUGAAGAUGAAUAUAGAAUCAUUCCAAGAAAAUCUAAAGGAAAGAGGCAUAAUUCAGAGAAAAGCCCUUCCAAAAGACUUGGAAGAGAAGAAAGUGAAACAGACUCUGAGAAAUCAACUCAAAAGAGUGGGAAAAGAUAUAAAUCAAACAAAGCUCCAAAAAAAGGAUUUAAUACAGAAGAAAAUGAAUGUACAAAAAAGUGCCAUUUUGUGACUUUUGAAAGACAAAAGGGAAUUUACGACUUUUCGGGGUCUUCAAGAAAAGGGAAAGAUAGUGCCCUCCCUGAAUCUGGAUCAGAGUCAGAUUCAGGGUCUGGGAAACAGGGCUCAAGCUCAGGUCAAUCCUCCUCUCAGAGAAGACAGGGGUCCAGCUCAAGGAGGAAAUCAGACAGCUCUGGAGGGAAAGGACAUAGUUCUGGCUCCCAGCAGUCCUCCAGUUCUGGCAAGGAUGGGUCAGGAUCAGGGCGGUCAUCCAGCAGCCAUGGGCAUGGAUCCAGUUCAGGUGGCAAGUCAAGCAGUUCUGGAGGAAGAGGCCAUAGUUCCAGUUCCCAACAAUCCACCAGUUUGGGCCAACAUGGCUCACACUCUGGCUAUGGCUCUGACUCUGGCUCUGCCUCUGGCUCUGGAUCUGGAUCCGGUUCUGACUCAGGCUCUGAAUAUGUCUCAGAUCAUGGCUCAGGUCAGUCUUCAGGCUCUAGGCAAGGGGGCUCUAGAUCAGGGCAUUCUUCUAGCUCUGGGAAACAUGGUUCAAAGUCAGGGCAGUCAUCCUCUCACAGAAGACAGGGGUCCAGCUCAGGGAGGAAAUCAGACAGCUCUGGAGGGAAAGGACAUAGUUCUGGCUCCCAGCAGUCCUCCAGUUCUGGCAAGGAUGGGGCAGGAUCAGGGCGGUCAUCCAGCAGCCAUGGGCAUGGAUCCAGUUCAGGUGGCAAGUCAAGCAGUUCUGGAGGAAGAGGCCAUAGUUCCAGUUCCCAACAAUCCACCAGUUUGGGCCAACAUGGCUCACACUCUGGCUAUGGCUCUGACUCUGGCUCUGGCUCUGGCUCUGGAUCUGGUUCUGACUCAGGCUCUGAAUAUGGCUCAGAUUAUGGCUCAGGUCAGUCUUCAGGCUCUAGGCAAGGGGGCUCUAGAUCAGGUCAUUCUUCUAGCUCUGGGAAACAUGGUUCAAAGUCAGGGCAGUCAUCCUCUCACAGAAGACAGGGGUCCAGCUCAGGGAGGAAAUCGGACAGCUCUGGAGGGAAAGGACAUAGUUCUGGCUCCCAGCAGUCCUCCAGUUCUGGUAAGGAUGGGUCAGGAUCAGGGCAGUCAUCCAGCAGCCAUGGGCAUGGAACCAGUUCAGGUGGCAAAUCUAGCAGUUCUAAAGGACAAGGGCAGAAGUCCACUUCAGAAUGGUCCUCAUCUUUUGCCUCAGUAAGAUCCUCCUCAAUAGGAAGAACUAAAUCUCCUUCAAGAACAAAGUCAGGAAGCUCUGGAAGUAAAGGAGGUAGUUCCAGUUCCCAUCAGUCCUCCAGUUCUGUCAAGGAUAGGUCAGGAUCAGGACGGUCAUCAAGCAGCCAUGGGCAUGGAUCCAGUUCAAGUGGCAAGUCAAGCAGUUCAAGAGGAAGAGGCCAUAGUUCCAGUUCACAACAAUCCACCAGAUUGGGCCAACAUGGCUCACACUCUGGCUAUGGCUCUGACUCUGGCUCUGCCUCUGCCUCUGCCUCUGGCUCUGGCUCUGAAUCUGAUUUUGACUCAGACUCUGAAUAUGUCUCAGAUCAUGGCUCAGGUCAGUCUUCAGGCUCUAGGCAAAGGGGCUCUAGAUCAGGUCAUUCCUCUAGCUCUGGGAAACAUGGUUCAAAGUCAGGGCAGUCAUCCUCUCACAGAGGACAGGGGUCCAGCUCAGGAAGGAAAUCGGACAGCUCUGGAGGGAAAGGACAUAGUUCUGGCUCCCAGCAGUCCUCCAGUUCUGGCAAGGAUGGGUCAGGAUCAGGGCGGUCAUCCGGCAGCCAUGGGCAUGGAUCCAGUUCAGGUGGCAAGUCAAGCAGUUCUGGAGGAAGAGGCCAUAGUUCCAGUUCCCAACAAUCCACCAGUUUGGGCCAACAUGGCUCACACUCUGGCUAUGGCUCUGACUCUGGCUCUGGCUCUGGCUCUGGUUCUGAAUCAGGCUCUGAAUAUGUCUCAGAUCAUGGCUCAGGUCAGUCUUCAGGCUCUAGGCAAGGGGGCUCUAGAUCAGGUCAUUCUUCUAGCUCUGGGAAACAUGGUUCAAAGUCAGGGCAGUCAUCCUCUCACAGAGGACAGGGGUCCAGCUCAGGGAGGAAAUCAGACAGCUCUGGAGGGAAAGGACAUAGUUCUGGCUCCCAGCAGUCCUCCAGUUCUGGCAAGGAUGGGGCAGGAUCAGGGCGGUCAUCCAGCAGCCAUGGGCAUGGAUCCAGUUCAGGUGGCAAGUCAAGCAGUUCUGGAGGAAGAGGCCAUAGUUCCAGUUCCCAACAAUCCACCAGUUUGGGCCAACAUGGCUCACACUCUGGCUAUGGCUCUGACUCUGGCUCUGCCUCUGGCUCUGGAUCUGGAUCCGGUUCUGAAUCAGGCUCUGAAUAUGUCUCAGAUCAUGGCUCAGGUCAGUCUUCAGGCUCUAGGCAAGGGGGCUCUAGAUCAGGUCAUUCUUCUAGCUCUGGGAAACAUGGUUCAAAGUCAGGGCAGUCAUCCUCUCACAGAGGACAGGGGUCCAGCUCAGGGAGGAAAUCAGACAGCUCUGGAGGGAAAGGACAUAGUUCUGGCUCCCAGCAGUCCUCCAGUUCUGGCAAGGAUGGGGCAGGAUCAGGGCGGUCAUCCAGCAGCCAUGGGCAUGGAUCCAGUUCAGGUGGCAAAUCUAGCAGUUCUAAAGGACAAGGGCAGAAGUCCACUUCGGAAUGGUCCUCAUCUUUUGCCUCAGUAAGAUCCUCCUCAAUAGGAAGAACUAAAUCUCCUUCAAGAACAAAGUCAGGAAGCUCUGGAAGUAAAGGAGGUAGUUCCAGUUCCCAUCAGUCCUCCAGUUCUGUCAAGGAUGGGUCAGGAUCAGGACGGUCAUCAAGCAGCCAUGGGCAUGGAUCCAGUUCAAGUGGCAAGUCAAGCAGUUCUAGAGGAAGAGGCCAUAGUUCCAGUUCCCAACAAUCCACCAGUUUGGGCCAACAUGGCUCACACUCUGGCUAUGGCUCUGACUCUGGCUCUGCCUCUGGCUCUGGAUCUGAUUUUGACUCAGACUCUGAAUAUGUCUCAGAUCAUGGCUCAGCUCUGGGAAACAUGGUUCAAAGUCAGGGCAGUCAUCCUCUCACAGAAGACAGGGGUCCAGCUCAGGGAGGAAAUCAGACAGCUCUGGAGGGAAAGGACAUAGUUCUGGCUCCCAGCAGUCCUCCAGUUCUGGCAAGGAUGGGUCAGGAUCAGGGCGGUCAUCCAGCAGCCAUGGGCAUGGAUCCAGUUCAGGUGGCAAGUCAAGCAGUUCUGGAGGAAGAGGCCAUAGUUCCAGUUCCCAACAAUCCACCAGUUUGGGCCAACAUGGCUCACACUCUGGCUAUGGCUCUGACUCUGGCUCUGGCUCUGGCUCUGGAUCUGGUUCUGACUCAGGCUCUGAAUAUGGCUCAGAUUAUGGCUCAGGUCAGUCUUCAGGCUCUAGGCAAGGGGGCUCUAGAUCAGGUCAUUCUUCUAGCUCUGGGAAACAUGGUUCAAAGUCAGGGCAGUCAUCCUCUCACAGAAGACAGGGGUCCAGCUCAGGGAGGAAAUCGGACAGCUCUGGAGGGAAAGGACAUAGUUCUGGCUCCCAGCAGUCCUCCAGUUCUGGUAAGGAUGGAUCAGGAUCAGGGCGGUCAUCCAGCAGCCAUGGGCAUGGAACCAGUUCAGGUGGCAAAUCUAGCAGUUCUAAAGGACAAGGGCAGAAGUCCACUUCAGAAUGGUCCUCAUCUUUUGCCUCAGUAA